UGCAGUGGGCCGGGCGCGGCCUCUCUCGCUAGCUCCCGCCCCCGGCGCGUCUCCAGCGGGCGCAGAGCUCGGCAAGGCGCUGGGACGGCGGGGCUCUGCUUGCCAUGGCCCUGGGCCUGCGGGGCCUCCCGCGGCGCGGCCUCUGGCUGCUGCUGGCUCAGCAUCUCUUCAUGGUCACUGCCUGCCGGGAUCCUGACUAUGGCACUCUUAUCCAGGAGCUGUGCCUGAACAGCUUCAAAGAAGACAUGGAGACCAUCGGGAAGACUCUAUGGUGUGACUGGGGAAAGACCAUAGGGAGCUACGGGAAGCUCACUUACUGCACCAAGCACGUGGCAGAUGAGAUUGGCUGCUUCUGGCCCAAUCCGGAGGUGGACAAAUUCUUCAUCGCCGUCCACCACCACUACUUCAGCAGGUGCCCCGCCUCUGGCAGGGCCCUGAGGGACCCUCCCAGCAGCAUCCUCUGCCCUUUCAUCAUACUCCCCAUCACCGUCACGCUACUUGUGACUGCACUGGUGGUCUGGAGGAGCAAGCGCACAGAGGGCAUCGUGUAGGUAUCCCAGGCGAUGGGGGUGGGGUGGGGGUGGCAGG
This is a messenger RNA of Acomys russatus (golden spiny mouse), 588 nucleotides long. RefSeq names its product receptor activity modifying protein 1 (gene Ramp1). The record is from RefSeq and is a predicted model, not a curated record. Bases 105 to 551 code for a protein of 148 amino acids. Gene Ontology annotation, molecular function: coreceptor activity. The transcript is spliced from 3 exons. Gene Ontology annotation, cellular component: membrane; cell surface; signaling receptor complex. Gene Ontology annotation, biological process: protein localization to plasma membrane; regulation of G protein-coupled receptor signaling pathway; intracellular protein transport. Lineage: Eukaryota; Metazoa; Chordata; Mammalia; Rodentia; Muridae.